AUGGAUGAAAAUUUGAGCCGAGGCUAUGUGCAGUUAGGAAAAGCGAGGGGCAUGAAUGAAUUUAAAUUCUCCAAUGGAUUCACACAUUUGUCUCCUCCAGUCGACAAAUGCAACUUCAUUUACUUUGCCCUUAUACUUGGCGGUAUAGGAUUUCUCUUACCAUACAACAGUUUUAUCAUAGCAGUGGACUUUUUUCAAGCGAGAUAUCCCGGGACUACCGUAAUAUUCGAUAUGUCAGUCGUCUAUAUUAUUAUGGCCUUUUUCGCGGUUUUUGCAAAUAAUAUUUUGAUUGAAACGUUAUCUUUAAAUACGCGAAUAACUUUCGGAUAUCUAGUAGCCUUUGCUACUCUAAAUUUUGUUGUGAUAUCCGAGAUCUGGUGGGAGCCUUUUGACGUGGCUACUUCUUACACGAUUAAUUUAGUCAUCGUUGCGAUAGUAUCGCUCGGCUGCACCGUCCAACAAUCAAGCUUUUACGGGUACACUUCCAUGCUUCCCAGUCGAUACACACAAGCUGUGAUGAUUGGAGAAAGCAUUGCCGGUCUUUGGGUCUCUAUCAAUCGGUUAUUAACCAAAUCUUUGCUGGACGAUGAACGCAGCAAUACAUCCAUGUUUUUUUUUGUAUCGAACAGCACGAUCCUGAUGUGCUUCGUAUUAAAUCAAAAAGUUCGCAAGACUGAUUUCGUGCAGUUUUACAUAACAUUGUGUCAAGAAAGGAAUCGUAUCACGUUAGAGCCAACGGAAGAUGUUGGUUUAAUGGAUCCAUUGGAUCAGAUUGGAGAUCCCUCGAAAGGUCAGUAUGGCGUUCUAAAGAUUCAAACUAGCCCCCUAGGAAAUGAAUCCACGAGCGGAAAUACCGAGUUAAAUGGGAUAAAUCAAUAUUCGCCGUUUUCGUUCAGUAAUCCUGUAUACGAACCUGGUGCACCAUCAGGAAAUCCCCCAGGCAGUGCUGGUCCUACGUAUAAAGUCGAAGAUGUAGUCGUUAUGAGGGGUACAUAUGGAACUCAAGCCAGUAAACCGUGGCCUGAAAUCAAAAAGGGUUUACUUGCAAGAUUCGAAGUGGCAAAAAUAAUAUUCCCAUACAUGGGCAGUAUUGGAUUAGCAUACUUUGUGACACUUUGUUUAUACCCUGGAAUUAUGUCAGAAAUUAUUUCUUGUAAACUUGGAUCGUGGAUGCCAGUAAUUUUGAUGACUGCUUUCAACGCUUCUGAUGUGAUUGGCAAGAUGCUUGCAAUGAUCCCUUACGAUUGGAAACGCACUCAAUUAUUAUUGUUCUCCAGUGUUAGAGUUGUAUUGAUUCCUUUAUUUUUACUUUGUGCGUUACCUAGAAGAACUCCAAUACUUGCUAAUGAAGGAUAUCCACUGUUGCUUUCUUGUUUGCUCGGUGUUACAAAUGGUAUCGUUGGUUCCAUUCCAAUGAUGCAGGCACCUACUAAAGUACCAGAAGGACAUCGAGAAUUAGCAGGUAAUAUCAUGACUUUGUCAUAUACUACAGGUUUGACAGUGGGCUCGUUAUUCGCAUACAUAUUGGACACUCGUUUCGAGUUACCAGUUCAGUCGAAAGACGUGUGUUACAAAGCACCAAGCUUAACAUCAAUACCAUUUAACAAUACGACACCAAACAGUUUGACAGAUGUUACGUUUUUCACGUUAUUCACAUUGACAGAAAACGUCACAUCGAAGGUAAAUACUACCGUUACCGUUUUAUCAAAUUUUUUAUCAACAUCUAGCUUGAUGUCCAAUAAUACAGUUAGUUCGUUAACCACCGGUAUGACGGAAUCUUCCACCAUAUCGCCGAAAAUUUCCUUUAACGUUACCACCUCGGUGAAUAAUGCAAUUUUGCAACACUAGGACAUGGAAAAUUGUGUGCUGUGUUGAAUCUGCGUGGUGUUCUGCAUGGAUAAAAUUUCUAGGAGAUCAAUUACAAGUAGGAAUUUUAUUUAUUUACAAUUAGUUUCUUUACAUCGUUUUUUAAAACAUAUCAAUCAAAUCAGAGAGUAUAAUUUUUACAUAAAAAUUUUAAUUCAAUAGAUUCAAUUAAAAUGAAUCACAAAAUCAACCAUCAGAUUGAACACGCACACUCGAAUCUUAUAAUUUAAGAAGAAGAAGGUAGAGAUAUGUGUUUCUUAAUCUUGAUAUAGAUUAAAAUAUGUAUAAAUAAU
Apis mellifera (honey bee) is the source of this 2159-nucleotide messenger RNA. It is a transcript of the gene Ent3, whose product is annotated as equilibrative nucleoside transporter 4. The transcript is spliced from 10 exons. Gene Ontology annotation, biological process: nucleoside transmembrane transport. Gene Ontology annotation, cellular component: plasma membrane. Bases 1 to 1848 code for a protein of 615 amino acids. Gene Ontology annotation, molecular function: monoamine transmembrane transporter activity; nucleoside transmembrane transporter activity. NCBI's taxonomy places the organism in Eukaryota, Metazoa, Arthropoda, Insecta, Hymenoptera, Apidae. The record is from RefSeq and is a predicted model, not a curated record.